Epinephelus fuscoguttatus (brown-marbled grouper) is the source of this 2477-nucleotide messenger RNA. Its product is annotated as microtubule-associated protein RP/EB family member 3-like. Gene Ontology annotation, biological process: regulation of microtubule polymerization or depolymerization; protein localization to microtubule plus-end; spindle assembly. Lineage: Eukaryota; Metazoa; Chordata; Actinopteri; Perciformes; Serranidae. The record is from RefSeq and is a predicted model, not a curated record. The coding region runs from base 185 to 1009 and encodes 274 amino acids. Gene Ontology annotation, molecular function: microtubule plus-end binding. The transcript has 9 exons. Gene Ontology annotation, cellular component: cytoplasmic microtubule; microtubule organizing center; microtubule plus-end.
GGGAACGCAGUCUCGCGCAGCUUGCUGAGGCAACAGUCGGGGUUAUAGCAACGGAAAAGCCCAUCAUCACAGACAACGGGACGGCUGUGAGAGGGGCAGUGUCGCACUUCAGUCUUCUGUAAGGUGGUCCACCACAACCUGAUUUGAACGGUUCACACCAACACACACCCAGCGCAGCAGGAGGAUGGCGGUGAAUGUCUACUCCACCUCUAUGACCAUAGAGAACCUGAGUCGCCAUGACAUGUUGGCAUGGGUCAACGACUCUCUGCAGCUCACGUACACAAAGAUCGAGCAACUCUGUUCUGGUGCUGCGUACUGUCAGUUCAUGGACAUGCUGUUUCCAGGGUGCAUAUUAAUGAAGAAAGUCAAAUUCAAUGCUAAACUGGAACAUGAAUACAUCCAUAACUUCAAGGUCUUACAGGCGUCAUUCAAGAGAAUGAAUGUGGACAAGAUCAUCCCCGUAGAGAGGCUGGUGAAGGGGAAGUUCCAGGACAACUUUGAGUUCCUCCAGUGGUUUAAGAAGUUUUUCGACGCCAACUAUGACGGGAAAGAAUACGACCCUCUGAUGUCACGGCAGGGCCAGGAGGGAACGCCGCCUCCACCUAACCCAGGUGAACCCAUUGUCCACAAACCUAAAAGACCCUCUCGUUCAGGCCCCAUGAGAACAUCUCCCACAGCACCCAAGACUGUUCCCACCCCCCAGAGGCAGAUCAACGUAGCAGCAGCCCGCAGGACCACUCCCAUGACCCGCAAUGGAGGAGACGCUGAGCUCAUAGAGCUCAACCAGCAGCUGCUGGACAUGAAGCUGACCGUAGACGGACUGGAGAAGGAGAGGGACUUCUACUUCGGAAAGCUGAGAGACAUUGAGCUCAUCUGCCAGGAAAGUGAAAGUGAAAACCCAAUCCUCAGCAAAAUCAUAGAUGUACUGUACGCUACAGAGGAAGGGUUCGCACCUCCAGAUGAGGAUGAAAUUGACGAAGGGGCACAUGGAGACCAGGAGGAGUUCUGAACUCUUUUCCCUCUCUUUGUCAUCCUCCCCUCACCUCUCACCCUUUAAGCUACCUGAUAAUUACUGUCACAAUACCCCUCUUUCCCCCUUUAUUUUAUUUUUUACAACCUUCCCUUACUACCCCCAUCUUGUCUGCGGCUGUCCAUAUCCAUGACGACUUUGUUGCACAGCCUCGCUUCCCAAACUCUUACUAGCAAAGGACACUUAACCCAGACCUGUCUGGACUAGAGCCCAGCAGCCUGGCUUGGUUUACUGGACGUAUUCUGACCUGUUACCCGAGGAGACAGCUCCACUGCGGGGCUGGUUUAGCCUGCUAGAAUGGUUUAUGGUUAAUAGCAAUGAGAUUACAGGGAUCCCGCACUGACAGUCGGAAGCCAACAGUGCUAUCUGUCUGUCUCUAAGAGGCAUGUCACUUUCUCUCACCAUGCACUUUGAUUGGUGACCACACGGACGCACACAUGCAUCAGGGUUCUCUGCAGAGUUUAUAUAUGAAACCCACAAUGUUUCCACACAAUGUGACCAAUUAAAGGAUAUAUUGGCUGUUAAUUUCACAAGGUGAGAUUAUAAAAUACGCCCCAUAGGGGAGAGGCCUGCACAAGUACUUCAAGCAUAUUUCAUAUUGUGACACAUGUGAACGUAUAUUUAGCCCCCGGGACAUAUCACAGACUUUGAACUGCUCACAUGUACAUGCAUAGAGAAGUCAUCAUUCCCAGGUGAAGAUGUCUGCUUUUACUCAUCGUAUCCCACCAGACGGGGUUUGCUAAUGACUUAUUUUGACAGCUUGUUAAUGAGAUAGCAUGAUAUAUUUAUGUUUUUAUUUAUUUGUCUUUUUUUAAAAUCUGCUCUAUACAGUUUCUGAGAAAAAAGAAUUGUGGUUUUGGAUUUGGAUAAAUUGAAGGUCUUGCACUAAAUGUAGCGAAACAAACCGACUGAAAUGAUCCAAAAUGCCAACAUACAGUGAAGAUACAGGUAGAUGCAAUUUUAUACUUUGUAGAUUUGUUUUAAAGAGGCUUGUUUUUUAUUUGCAUUGAAUUCCUCAAUGGCCAAGUUGGAGGCGUCAGUGUAAGAGUUAUUUAUCUGGCUUUGAAUUCUAUGAAUGAACAAAUGUAAAACAUUAAAAAAAAAAAGUAAGACACUACAGACAGACACUACUAAAUACUAAUGUUUGACUGUGUUAAUUGAGUUAAACAUUUUAGCUGCUAUCAUUAUUCUGUUGCCGUAUUUAAUUGAGUUUUGUUGCAACGCGUUAAAAACACCACAGUGGCUGCCAAGGAACUACUGUUGUGGUUUACUGUGAUGGACAGCCAGACUGAGUGUGAUUGACAGUAGUUGAACCAGUCGGAGAGAACAAAACAUCAGACCCUCUCUCACCGUUUGUUGCCAUGGCAGCCAUGUGAUAAACUUGCAUCAUUUGGAGUUACUGCUAGAAUGAAAUAAAGCUCUGAUGUUCAAGAAAAGUCACAAACCA